Messenger RNA from Schistosoma spindalis, 6879 nucleotides. The record is from the annotation of a GenBank genome assembly. Lineage: Eukaryota; Metazoa; Platyhelminthes; Trematoda; Strigeidida; Schistosomatidae.
CACUUGUUGAUUCCGUACUUGUAUUUAUCGCCUGGUUUCAUUAGCACUUGUAAAUUGCAUAAUUUUUCAAUGAAAAUGGUCAUUGUUAUUCCGUGUUUAAUCUAGACUACAUGUAACCAAACAUUUAUUAUGUUCAAUGAAACAACGUUUUUUUGUUACACAUUUUCAGUGCAAAAGUUUCCGUCCAUACUGAUCAAUAGUUAAUGGAGACACAAUUAAUGACUUACCAGGUAGUUAUGCCUUCAUGAACGAGUUGCGCGAUAUAUGGUGACAGAGAAAAUCAUCAAAUCAGGUAAUAAGUCUUUUCCUGUCACCAAUUGAUUGAAGUGGAAAACAAUGGUCAUUUAGAAAAGGUUCAUUAGAAUAUCGACUCCAGGAUCUAUAUAGGUGCAGUUAAUGUGCAUUCCUGAUGAAUCUUAGAAUACAUGAAGUCAAAUAUUAUGGCUACACUAGAGUUCCCUAUGGAAAACGAUAGGUCUAUUGUUCAUACGAAAGUGAAAGUGGACAAAGAAGAAUUAUUAAUUACUUUAAUUUUCGUGGCCAGUUACUGGAGUGUUUGGUAGAAAUUCUCAUUGUUCUCGUCGAUUAGCAGUUAGCUAAAUAAGAAAACUACAAUUAAAAUAAUUCCAAAUGAAUAUGUAAGGAAUAUAAAGAAACAGUGUAGGAACUGUGAUCUAGAAAAAUUAACAGGUGUAUACGUAUAUGCUAAUACAGAAAACUAAGCUAUAUUGCGUAUAGUUUCCGAAAGCAGAUUACUAUUGUCUGAAAUGUACGGUAAGAAGAUUUGUAACAUCAUCCACUGGCUUAUCUCCUUUACGUAGUACUCUAUGCAAACCAUUGAUAUUCAUUACCCAGUGGUUUAGCAAUUCCUAAUCAACGCUAUAAAGCGAUCAUAUACUUGAAAUCUACUUCCUUCACUUUCAGAGAAGGUAGCGUGGGAGGGCUGCUGUACAUUAUAUAUGCUCGUUAAUAUGUUAAUAUCUUGCCUGUUCCAAAGGCGGCUCUCGUUGAAGAAACCCAUAAUAUACUUUUAGAUCCGUCCUGAAAUGUCACCAGACACGAACAGUCUGAUAUUGUAGUCAUCGCUGUUUAUUUGAUACAGUAUAGUUAUUUUUACCCGAAGUUCAUUGCUUUAUGUAUACAAAGAGGAUUACGAGUAUCACCACAGAAAAGUCAUUGCAAAUCACAAAAUUUCCAUAUAUAAGCAUUUAAUUAAAAAACAAAAUACGAAUCUUAUAACUUAAAGGUGGGUACAAUAAAAUAAAUUAUCGGUAUUAAUCCCACUGUAAAAUCCCGGUUAUUCGAUGUAGGUUGGUCAAAUGAAUGUUGCUUUGGUUUAAAGAAAAUAUGACCAAGUUAACUGAAAUAUAAAAUUAUAGUCUUAAAUGGAUAUAUUUAGUUAAACUGAAGUAUACUGGGUAGGAACUAUUGUCCAAAUGGACUUCGUUCACAAACUUAAGGGUAUUACAGCACAAGACACGUUUCAUGGAGUAUAUUGAUAAUUUCUAAGUGUGAUAAUGGUCAUUCACUUUACCGUUAACUUAAUUCCAUUUUGUGAAUAAAUGGGAUUUAAACCAUACUACUUGCAAGUACGCAAAGUCGUCAACCGAAAAUAUCUCCUAAUUUAGCUGAAUCAAACUUUUUUUUUCAGUUUCAUAAAGAUUAUCUCUCCGAGUUUGUUACACGAUUCAAGAAUCUUACAUGUGAUGCGAUUGACAGAAGAGCAAGGGCGAAAGUCGCUCUCAUGUUACCAAAUCUACCAAAUGGUCAUCUACAAUUAAAAAUAGAGGGAACUGUUGUUCCGUUCGUAGAGUUUGGAAAAAAUGAAAAUAUGGAAAAUACAUUAUCUGCACCUGUAAUCACUUUACCACAAAUUCAAAACAGACACACUCAUUUAGCUAGAGAAUUCCAAAAACGUAUCAAUCUCUGGGAUAAUGUAUGGAAUUCUUUAAAUUAUGUUAGAUGGCUAAUACCGAUUGCAAGUUCAUAUAUAAAUGAAAUAGAAACCUUAUUAUGUUAUUUAGAAGAUACUGAUCCAACAGCACAGGUUCCUAUGCUGGUUUAUAGUACCUGUAAAACUACAGAUAAAACAAAUGAAGAACAGUUUUGUUUGGCUAAUGGCGUAGCUGCUUGCUGUUUUCAAGAGGUACAAAAUCGACUUAAUGCUAAUUCAACUGAUUGUUUACUACUUAUUCGAAUAUACACAAAUUCAAUUCUGAUCACAGAUGUUUUAUUAGAUUUGGCUGAACAAAUCAGUGUGGUUUUACAAACUGAUAUCGGUACAUUAAAAACUACAACUCUAGCCUCCUUCCUGUAUUCACUAUCAUGCUUACAAACAAAACAUAUUUCGAAGUCAAUUAUCAUCAUAAUUGGUGGCAUAGAACACCUUGAAGUAAGCGAGUAUCAGGAUUCUAUGGAAGGCUUACUACCUGUUCUACAAGCAAAACAAUUACCAAGACGUCUGGCUAGCGGAAUAAAGUUGAUAUUAUCUGGCAAUCUGACAACGACCAAGCUAAAGGAGAACAUUGAAGAGUCAGAAAUGGGAAUUAGUGAUGGAAUAUUAUUACCUACAACAAGUUUAAAUUUGGAGGUAUGCUCUAAAGGUUUAUCUGGAGGACUUACAAACUGCAUGCAUAAUUUAACUAAAUUAAAUCAUUGUUUAACUAACGAUAAACUUCUCAGUGUUCAUCAACUGUUUCAAUUAAUUUCCGAAGAAAAUAAUUUACCGAUUUUAGCAUGUGCUACAGGUUUAUGCAUUUUACCAGAUCUACCAUCUGAAUAUAUCAAAGGAAAUGACUUAGUGUGUAAGUUGAUCCACACACAUUUGAAUGAUUUCAUCUCCUAUUUCGGGAAAUAUUUCUGUCACCAUACAGUUGAACACCUUAUUUAUCUACUUAUUACUGUAGGUAACGGAAAACUAAAUAGUCCAGGUGCAACCAUACAUGAAUUACAGGAGAUCUUAAGUUUACCAUAUGAAGUGCCUACAAAUGAAACAUCUCAACAGUAUUUUGAAAACAGUAAUACUCCGGUUUUUGACAAUGGCUGUUUAUUAUUACUGUUACAUUCUUCUGAGAAAAGCUUAACUGCUCGUCUUGGACAUCAAAGUCCAGUUUGUUCUUUAGAUGGAUACUUUGUGUACAAACUUUUUACUAAAAAUCAAGUGGAUCCAAAGACAACGAAUGUGGUCAGCAAUAUGUUGAAGAGUUAUUUUUUGAAUGAAUGGUAUGAAAAAAGUAAAGAUUUGUUUUUCCUAAAACCAUAUAGCAUUUCCUUUCAUUCAGUUCACUACACCGUCCCUCGUGGUUCAAAUAAUCCUAAGGAGGCUUAUGGUUGUGAUUUACGUGUUUUAAAUUACAAUGUUCGUUACCUGCGACACCUAUCAUUCUGUUUACUGAAUUCAAAAGAUUAUUACGAAUUCAGCUAUCGGACAAUAUUCUGUUUUGAUUGGCUUUAUGGGAAAAUUUAUUCAAUCGGUGUUAAACAAGUACUGGAUGAUUUACAAAUUCUCAUUGAUAUGUUGUCUAGUCUAGAUAAUCAGUCUAACUUUACCGAAAAUACUGAAACAGUCAGAUUUGCAUCAAGUGUUGUGCAAAAUAUACUUACACAAUUAAGUAAAAGUUUAUAUAAUAAUCCAGACAGUUUACCAACUGAACUUUUUGGAUAUUUGAUUCGUUUCACUUCAAGAUUCAUUAACUUUGGAAAGCAAAUGUCCGAACCUGGAAGAAUUUCUUUAAUUGAUUUACUUGUAAAACAGUGUGAAAUGGAGAUUGUCAAAAGAAGCCAUCUGUUACCAUUAUACUCUUAUCCACUUACUGCGGGUAACCCCCUCCUAGGACAAAUCACCUGUGCGACACCUUUAUUAAAUUUACGUAAUUUGAACCAAAAUAACGAUGCGUGGAAACUAAACAAUCAAAUAUUGAUCAAAUUGAGAAAUGAUCCAAUUAUUUAUCGAUAUGAUUGUCAGCAGGAACGAGAGAUCCCUUGUUGGAAAUCAAGUUCCGGAUAUUUAUACUUGACACCUAAUGGUAAAUACGCCAUUAUUAUAGAUGAAGAGAAAAGAGACACUCUAAAAAUUCAUCAAAUCGAUAUAGAUAUCGAUGGUUGCGUACCGCUAAUAGGUCAGAUUAAUCCAGGAUUGUGGAUUAAACCAAUAUGGACCAAACACCCUGACAAGCAAACAUUGAGUAUGGAUAUUAUCUUCCUCGAUAUCACUGACGAUUAUGUGGGGUUCAUUGUGCAGACUAAAAAUACACGAAGUUUCUUAAAUCCAAGCGAAUAUGUUGAUUAUCUAGAAGAUGGAGAUGAGAAUUUCCACAAUAACGUCUGUGACCGCAAUAAUGACACAGACAAAAAUACGACUAAGGGAUCAAUCCAUAAGUCUAUGUCUUUGCACCAUCUCUCCGAAAGUUUAUCUGCUGGUACAAUUAAUCACGUGGUUAUCUUCGAGUUGACUACAGGAAAGCCUUUACAUCUAAUAAGUCCAACACCGUGUGCUACACUAGUUAAACUUGUUCAAGUCAGUAGAGUAAACGAGAAUGAAUCACCAUAUGUUAGUAUUGAUGAUAAUAAUGAAAGUAUAAAUAGAAAUUGUGACUUAUUUUUUAUAAAUUCAGCCGACCAUUUACUUGGUUUUCAUCUAAAAUCCGGUGAACAGCAAUUCUCAAUUGAUUUACAAUUUGUACCACAUAAAAUUUUAGUCAGUAAUGACAAUCAAAGAUUAUUCAUCUUGGACAGUAAUCACCCAUGUGUUUUACAACUAUUAAUCAAUAAAUUGGGUCAAAUUAACAAAUCGUUUCGAAUUUCUUAUGAUGAUCUAAUCACAAAAGAUAAUAUUCUCGAUAUAAAGUUAUCGAAAUACCACUCAUUUUUACUGAUCCAUGCCAAAAAGAAUGUUUUAGUCUAUGACUAUGAAAACGAUGCUGUAUUUGUUCAUAUCACACGUCCAACUGGUAUACCAAGAGAAUUCCGCCUACCAAACACAAAAUAUCAAAGUUUAGUUUUUACAGCUGUUGAAUUUGCACUAAACGAUCAAAUUGUCUUAGCUGCAAUAUUUCGUAAUAUUUUAAUAUGGGAUGUACGCCUAGGUGUACAAUUGACUACACUAACAUCAUCCAUCGGGGUAAUCUCACGUUUGCUAGUUGAUCCCUCAGAGAGACAGCUCAUUGGAUACAUAAGCACAUCAAAGAUUUUAAAUUUAUGGAAUUUACCGCUAGCACUCACAAACGCUACAUUAAAACAAAAUUCUGAUACAACGCCUGUUUCGUUUCUAAAUGAAAGUAACAGGAUAGAUUGUCUAACUAAACCAAUUAAUCAACUAAUUUACUCAAAUUCAUCCAACAUACUGUUAGUGACCUGUCAUAAUAGUGAUGAGUUAGGCGUAUUUGACUUACGCAGCGGACAUCUUACUGACGUGUUUACGCAUAAUGGAAUAGUUCAAUCAGUUGUACUUAGUUCAUGUGGUAAGUAUGCUUUAAUUGGUUUGUCUGUAAACAACCAAACUGAGGAAAAUGCAAAUUUAAUCUGGGAUUUAUCCAAAAGACUGAUUGUUGUAGAAUAUGGUAAUCAGGUUGGCUUUCAUAUUGAGCGCAUUAAAAAGAACGGCCAUUUUCUUCAUCUAAUGCCAGAGCUGGCUUUGGAUAAUAAUACACAGGGAUGUUCUUACGUAAUUUUACAGGUGGAAAUUGAUAAAACGAAUAGGGAGGAAAACAAAGCUACCAUCAAACCAGUUACAUCCACCAGACUGUUAUCUAUUAUCCCUGGCUCCAAGCCUUUUGUGACAUCAGAUGAUGAACAUUUAGUCGUCCAAAUGGGAAGUAAUGAUGAAUUGAAGCAAGGUGCUUAUAUAUGCCAAGAACUAGCAUUCUGGAGCUUUUAUUCUUCCGAAAAUGAAAGUACAGAACAAAAUGGCAAAUUAUGGUACACACAUACCAAAGAACUUAAGACUUUACUGACUGAUAAUACAGAAUAUGAUUUACAUAUUUUAAACUGUGCGCCUAUUCAAAAUGAGUCCUCUCUAGUUGUUGUUAUCUUUGCAAAAUUCAAUGAUCGCAUAAAGUCUGAUCUUUCAGUUGAUUGGAUUACAGGCAUGGGGUUACCAAAAGGUAUGCUUUUAGCUGAAAUUGUUAAAACUGAUCAAAGUGAAUUAUCAAAAGAAUGGAUGCUUGUCAUACUGAGAUCGAUUACAGGAUUAAGUGAAUGGUCACCAUUUCAAACUCUUCAUUAUUCUUUCCCGAAGCACGAGCUGUACGAUUCUACUACUGGGCAAUAUUAUAUCCUACCACCAGGAACAAGACAUGUGUCACAUGAGUAUUUUAAGAAGCACAUGCCUCAUUUCACAGUACAAACUAAACAGUAUACAAAUUGUAACCCAAUAAAAUUUCAUGGUUACGUACUGAGCGAUAAUUUAUGCAUUUUCUCUCACCAUUCAACAAUCUAUUUAGUUAGACCAGCGUUAGCCAAAAUUGUUACUUUUAUUGACGUACAACAUACUAUAACAACGAUCAGUAAAAAUCCAUUUAGUGACAGAAGUUUAUUUAUUGGUACCCUUGAUGGCUAUAUUAUUUCAUACUAUAUUACCACUGAUGAUAAUUUAAACAAUGAAACCACUGAUACCCAGUCAGUAUUGAAAGAAGCUCAUUUAAACAUGGAUUCAAAAGUAACUGAAAGCAUUGGUCAACACCUAAACUUCUAUUCUACUCAAGAUAAGAUGAAUGAUGUAAAAUAUUUAGAUCCAAUGAUUCAUUAUCUGCCUUUUAAGCUUAUAAAACCAGAGGACUUUAAACUUUAUCAACACUGUGGACACUUCGGUGAGAGACGAUCACAAACAUGUUUACUUAUUUGAGUAUAACAGCUAAAUGAAAUAUAAACAGUUUAGAUUAA